CCCAGCUAGCGAGCCGCAGAGGAGCGAAGUGCUGGCGAGGAGGAUUGGGAAAGGGCAGCACUACCCGGCACUCACCGCAAGCCAGAAGGAAAGCAAAUGCAGCAGCAAUGUCCGAGCUCAAGAAAAACGAAAUGGAAAUCAGGGAUAAGGCUAUCCUGCACCAGAAGAGGCGUCUGAAGCAGGCUACACAGUUCAUCCAUAAAGAUUCUGCGGACUUGCUUCCUUUGGACGGACUGAAAAGGAUGGGAACAUCAAAAGACCUGCAACCUCACAACAUUGUUCAAAGACGAUUACUUGAGAGCAACGCCACAAAAUUACACGGGGAUCCAAAGGACAGUGGCUCUAUGACUCAGUCACCAUUUGAAGAGAUGAAAUCCAGCGUGAAUACGGAUACUUUAUCUUUACUCACUGUCUUCUGUAAGUGUCGUGAUCAAAAGAUCAAAGUCACCAUCAACACAGGCUGCCACCAGAAUACAGUCUCCAGCAGCUGCUUAAACAGAAUAGGUUUUGAGGAAUUACCUGUGGCAGAGAGUGAAGACCCUGAGCUCCCCAGAUCUACCCAAAGUCCAAACACAAUGGAACGAGUGGAGAAGUUAGAAAUCAUGUUGGGGAAAGAGAAAGUUGAGUGUCCAGCUUUGGUAGUAGAUGACGAGAUAUGUGAGCUAUCCCUCGGCCUUCAAACCCUUCUGUCUCUCAAAUGUGUGAUUGACUUGGAGAGGCGAGCGCUGUUGCUAAGAAAUUCGGAAACACAACUACAAUUCAUAACUGAAGCAGAAGAAGAGCAAGAAAAUGAAGAAGAGAAAGAGUGAGAAAAGUUACAAUAUUUUGGUAUAUUAAACAGAAAGCUCAAAUAAUUAACUAACAUUAUGAAGUUUCUCUCCAUCUCUCUUGCUUUCCCUGUGCUUUAACUUUGGUUUACCUUACUGCAGAAGUAAUCUGGCAUGGAUGAGAGAGAGGACAACAAUGUAACAUCUUGCCUCUCUUACCACAGCUCUCCUAGAUCACCAAAACCCUGUUCCACCCUAAUUUUCUUUUGGUAUUAAAAUAAAAGAUCUGUUCACUUUGUCAUCUUUAUUGCUGCUCCCAGGGUUGAACACUCUGGUAUUAAAAAUAAUUUACUUUUAAUAAAAUAAUUUCUGCAAUAAUUAACUAAAAUUAAAUCCUAGCAGUGGGAAGUGUGAAAGAUUACUUCCUCUUGUGGCUGCUUUUGUUGGUUUGGGUGCCAAAGAUUAUAAGGAUAUUUGAGAUGAUGAUGCCAAAAACAGAAAGGUCCUGAUGGAAGGAACCCUACAGGAGAAAUAGACAACAGCAAAUCUGAAUAAGAUUUUGAAUGAUCGGUAAUAUUUUUACCCUGUACUGAUUUAUAUCAAAGAAGUUUAAUUUUAAAAAUACUAAUUAAUUCCUGUAAAUCAUUCUGCUUAAAACAAAACAAUUUAGCAGUGGUUAGUGCACCAUGUUAUAAGAAAGCUUUACAUAGAUCUGAUCUGUCAAAAUUGUAAGUUACACUAAUAUCCUCUUUAGUGUGAGGCCAAGAGAUAAAAUGAUUUUAUUUUGAUCAAUAAUUCAUAAAUGGUAAUCAACUUCAGACAAACUUCCUUUAAGUGGAUCUCCUGUGUUUGCUAAUAUUGUGUGCUAUUCCAGUGAACUGAAUCUUUCUCCAUUCUAGUUUAAAAUUCUGGUGGACCAUGACAGCAGUCAUUUUUUCUGGCUUUGAAUUCCAAUGUAAAAAUGCUUUACCAAUAAGCAUACUGUGUAAUAUUCCAAUAGCUCAACCUUCCCCCAUUUUCUUCAAUAAAAACAUCAUCCAUAUCCACAGCCUUUUUACCUGUCAUUCUAACUGCAGAUCAAUUUGGAUUGCAGCCAAGGACACAUUUUUUUAAACUGUAUACUCUCUGCUCUGUUGUUUUCUUUCUGCUAAUUUUAUUUUUACCCUGUUUUAUUUCCAAAUCCUAUGUACAGCAGUCAUUGAAUUUGGCCUCUAUGAGUCAUUUUAAAUACAUGGAUCUUCCUCUCAAAAAUAAUACUUUUGCUACUUAAAUAUGUGAAUUAAGAUAAAAGAAUGCUGUAACUGGUCCAACAGAUAAAGGCUCACAUUUUACAAAUGUAAUUGUUGAUAAGCAGCCUAAUAAGUGCUGAAUUUUUCAGGUUUAAAUAUAGGGCAUAUAAUGUUGUAAUGCACUAAAGCUGUGGAAACUUCAGUUAAGAUUAGAAAAUUAUAAAUGUUAAACACUUGUUUGAAAAAGAUGAACGCCAAUCAUUUUGACCUUGGUGGCAGUGAAAGUUCUAGAAAAAUAAAGGGGUCACAUUCAAACAUGAAUAAAGGUGGAUAAAGUUGGCCUGUAUUUGUUAAAGGUAAAUGUGUCUUCAUUAAAAUGUUAAGUUUUUUGAUGAAGUAACAGAGAAUUGAUUAGAGAAAAGUCACUGAUAUGUAUAUGGGGAUUUUCUAACAGUUUUUGAUGAGGUGCUAUUUUGUCUUCAAGUUUGAAGGCCAUGGAAUAAAGAGAGCUUUAGCAGCAUGGAUAGCAUAGAGAGGAAAUAUAAAGUGAUGAAAAAUUGUUUUCAGAAUGGAGGGAAGUGUGCAGUGCCCCAGAGCUCAAUAAUAGGACCUCUUUUUUACUUAAUAGCAUGGGCUUGGGUGUAGACACUCAAUUUCCAAAUUUGUAUAUAGUACAGAAUUUGGAAAUAUAAUAAACUAUAAGGAAGAUAAGAGAAGCUUCAUAUUAGUGAAUGACCUAAAGACAAGCCAUCUAGGUAGGUCAUAAAAUUUCAAUAAAUUAACCAUCACAGGAAAUGUGAAAGUCUAUUUCUGCCCAAGCCACAGAUGCCUCAUCUGUGGGCUGAAUGUUACACUCUUGACGGGCCAUUUACAGCAGUAAUCACUUGGAGCUGGGUUUUGGAUUUGUGGUGGGGGUAAUACAGUGGAAAGGGCUCUCUGCAGUUAAGGCCAAUUUAUUAGAGCUCCCGUGCUUUAGGACUCAUCCCAUACUCUAGUACAGAAACAAAACAAUCCUCAGCCCAUCUUGAAUCAACUAAAAUGCCUUGUUCAAUGCUGACCACCUCGCCUCAGUUUCUCUUAUCAAAAUACAAAUCAGUUUCUUUUCACUGCCUUCCCAUCACAAAGCAUAGACUUUGUACCUGCCCGUGCAUCUUCGAUCAUCAAAAUUAUCAAGUCCAGAAUAAGGUUUGUUACUCAUUGGUAGUUUUAAAGGUGGGCAAGUUUUUCAACCAAUCUGAUAAGGAAAUGUUAAAUGUUUUCUAAGUCAAAUUCAGAUAUUUUUAUGAAUUAACUCUGUUGAAUUUGGCUGGCAUGGGGGUGAAGGCAUGAAUUAUGCCAAACCAAGCUCCUCUUCUGCAAAACAAAAUCACAACUGUAUAAUGCAAAAAUUAUAUAGAGGUACAUCAAUCAUAAUGAAUGUCCAGGCCCAAGAGCAGCACAUAUGAACAUUAGCUGAUUAAAGCUGAAACCAAAGUUUGUCUACAUUUAGCUAAAAUCUAGAUUCUUAUGGUACUUUUCUUUCAAAGUUCUUCUGAAAAUCACGUUAACCUACUUCAGUAGUCUCAAUAAAUAUUGCAAUGAUGCAGGAUUUGUCCUGAGCUUCUCUCUCCUUCGGGCAGUAUUGUAAUAGGUACAAAUGAGGACCAGUAGGAAUCUAAUAUUUACCAAGUGCCAUUGGCGUUUUCCUAUGUCGUGAUGGUGAAACAUUUUCCACAUCUCUGUACAUCAACGUGUUUCAUUUUAUUCAAAAAUUGAAAAGUUCAAAAUCUUUUGGGCCUUUUCACGUCCUCGUUGUUUUUGAAUCAGGUAUAUUAUGACCAACAAAUUCUGAAAUAUGCCAUUUUGUGGCAGCAGUGCAAGACACAAAAAUUACUGUAAAUUACAGUAAAAAUAAAUAAAUCUUGCAGAAGAGGAACAGUGAGGUCGGGAUCAUUGCUUCAUGGGCCAUUCAGAAAUCUGUUCACUGAGUGCUAUCUUUUUGAAAAAAAAUUAAAGGCAAUCUAGAAAAUCCCUUUCCAUAUUGGAAAUAUUGUUGAAAGAAUACCAUUUAAUUAAAAAAUAUGUUUCAUUUUGCCACUGUUUCUGAGCAGUAUGCUAUUGAAGCCUGGCAUGGUUAGUUUAAUUACUAGAAGGAGACUAUGUUGUUGAUUGCCCUCCAUUCCUUUAUAUAAUGUGCCUGGAUUUGACGACUUCUCCUGCCAGUGAUGGAUUUAGAAGUUAAAGAGGAGUAACUUAACACCACCAACUUUGCACAGUUACCCCGUAGCAUGAUAAUUUGGUGGCAUUGUAUGUUACUGUUCAUAGGAACCAGAAAUUUAAAGUUUAUUAUUAACACAAUCAAACAUGGUAUGAGGAAUAUUAAAUAUUCAGAGGGAAAUAAAGGCAAUGGGCUAACAGCCCAAGCAUUCUAUUCAUUCAUGUACAUAUUUAUAAGGCAUCUCAUUUAAGAAAGACGGCAAAUGUUCAAGGUUUUGUUUACCCCCAAUAAAUAGUGCAGUGUUUCUAUAUGUUUCUAUUUUGUUCGACCCCAAUUCAUGCAUUCCAUUCUGAAUUUCAGUAAGGUAUCACAGUAAUCAUUAUCAGCCCACCAGUAGCUCAACUAGACAUUCACUGUUGAAAUUAUUUAAAUAACUAGUACUUUGCUUCAAAAUUAUAUAUGUUAUCAAUGCAAUUCCCAAUUUUAUUGUCAUUGAUUUAUAUAUCAUAAAAGAAAUGUGGAAUAAAAAAUCUAGAAUGAAAAGAAUGCUUCUGAACUUUUGGGAGGAAAACUAAAUGUAAGAUCUCCUCUAUUUUGCAAUUGAUUUGUUCUACGAUUACCAAGCAUUGAGGUAGUAAAAAUCAGAAUUAUUUGUAACAUAUGACAUCCACAUUCUUGCCAGGUUACUUUGGUGACAAUGCUUUACAUUUACUCUAUAUUUUGGCUCUGAUGGUACUGUACAAGAGCAGUGUAAUUUGUUCCUGAAUGCCCAAAUGCAUGUUUUGUUUGUCCAGUGUGGACAUUUCACAACAAACACAUCAAUUACUUACACUUCACAAGCACUGUCUUCUUACCAGUAUUGUAUGUUACCUUGUUACGCUGGUGUGCACCAUGUUGUUAAAAUAAACUGGCAUUG
Molecule: messenger RNA, 5109 nt
Organism: Mobula hypostoma (lesser devil ray)
Lineage: Eukaryota; Metazoa; Chordata; Chondrichthyes; Myliobatiformes; Myliobatidae
Gene: nrip2
Product: nuclear receptor interacting protein 2
Exons: 6
Coding region: 108-809 (233 amino acids)
Biological process (GO): proteolysis
Molecular function (GO): aspartic-type endopeptidase activity
Source: RefSeq, a predicted model, not a curated record